ACAUCCUCCUAAUGUCUCCCUCCCUUUCCUUCUGAGACGCACGCCCCGUCUCUCUCUUUCUCUUUUAGCGUUCGUUUGUCCGUGUCGCUCGCUCGAGAGACGACAUAACACACUCGCUUUUCUGCUUUGGAAUUUAGCUUCAGCUCAGCUCUUCUUCCCCACGCCAGCGCCCCCUGGGUCUUCUACAAACAGCUCCCGCUCACUCUCUCGAAAAACACCUCCCAGACGACCCUUCGAAAUCCUCAUAAUAACAUCAAUCACCCUCGAAAACCACACACGAACCCUCCCACGAACACCCUCAUAACUACACCUCCCACCACCACUCGCCCACCGGGCCACGCCCACGGGCACAACCACCACAACCCCCAUCACCAUGGCCCAACCCACCACCCUCGCCCCCCCCUCCGGCGCCCACUCCCAAACAUCCCUCCCCUCUCUCCCCGCCCACCUCCAAUCCGACACGCACCUCACCGCGCACCUGGCGAGCAGAUUCCACGUCUCGCUCCCGACAGCGCAGCUCAGUAGUCAUGCAUUGCUGAGUCUCAAUACGUAUGCGGGGAGCACGAAGGGGCCGGGGGGGGGGAGGGAGGGGAGCGCGAUGGCGGGGGCGGAGGAUGUGGCCGAGAGGGCGUAUUUGAGGUUGGGUGCUAGGUCGGAGAAUCAGGCGGUGGUGUUUUUGGGUGAAUCGGGAUCAGGAAAGACGACUCUACGCUCACAUCUCCUCUCUGCUGUUCUGGCGAAAUCGGCCACCCCGCUCUCUCAGAAACUAUCCCUCGCCGCAUACGUCUUCGACACCCUCACCACCACAAAAACAGCUACCACCCCCACCGCCUCCAAGGCCGGCCUCUUCUUCGAACUCCAGUACGAAACCGCCGGCGCUACAAACCCCAGCCUGAUCGGUGGAAAACUGCUCGAUCACCGACUGGAACGCACACGCGUUGCUUCAGUGCCAACGGGAGAGCGCAACUUCCAUGUCCUAUACUACCUCCUCGCUGGCACCAGCGGCGCUGAGAAAGCCCAUUUGGGUCUUGACGAUAGCCACGGCGGCGUGCUCGAGUCUAACCAGGGCGCGCAGAAGCGAUGGAGAUACCUCGGACACCCUACCCAGCUCAAGGCGGGGAUCAACGACGCGGAGGGCUUCACGCUGUUCAAGACUGCCCUGCGCAAGCUCGAGUUCCCCCGCAGCGUCAUCGCAGAGGUCUGCCAAGUCCUCGCAGCAAUCCUGCACAUCGGGCAGCUCGAGUUCGAGACCGCGGACGACACGGCCGCCACAGGCGAUGACAGCGGUGGCUACUCCCACGAAGGCGGCCAGAGCUCCACCGUCGUCAAGAACAAGGAUACCCUCGCCAUCAUCGCGGCGUUCCUGCAGGUGAGCGCUGCGGACCUGCAGACGACGUUGGGGUAUAAGACGAAGAUCCUCAGUCGGGAGAGAGUUACUAUCAUGCUUGAUCCCAAGGGCGCGAGGGAGAAUGCGGAUGAGUUGGCGAGAACGCUGUAUUCCCUGCUCGUGGCGCUGUUGAUUGAGAAUAUCAACCAGAGGCUGUGUGCUGUGGAGGAGGCGGUCACGAAUACCAUCUCCAUUGUCGAUUUCCCGGGUUUCGCGCAGCAGUCAUCGUCGAACUCGCAUCUGGAUCAGUUGCUCAAUAAUGCCGCAGCGGAAUCGUUGUAUAACUUCUCUCUCCACAACUUCUUCGAGCGCAAGGCCGAGAUCCUCGAGCAGGAAGAAGUCAACGUCGCAGCGACGUCCUAUUUCGAUAACUCCGAUGCCGUCACGGGACUCCUCAAGCCAGGAAACGGCCUCCUCAGCAUCCUCGACGACCAGACCCGCAAGAACCGCACAGAUAUCCAACUCCUCGAGAGUCUGCGCCGCCGCUUCGAGGGUAAGAACCCCGCCAUCUCAGUCGGUAGCGCGACGGCCAAGCUGCCGGGCUCCAACUUCGCCAGCUUCAACACCGCGGCGUCGUUCACGGUCAAGCAUUUCGCGGGCGAGGUCGAGUACCCCGUCGCUGGCCUCGUGGAGGCGAAUGGCGAGAUCAUCUCGGGUGAUCUGAUGAACCUGAUCAGUUCUACUAAGAGCGAUUUCGUAGGCCAGCUCUUUGGACAGGAGGCUCUGCAGACGGUCGUUCAUCCCCAGGAGAAGACGACGAUCAUGCAAGCACAGGUCUCCUCCAAACCCCUCCGCAAGCCCAGCGUCAUGCGCAAGGGCCGCACCCCGAAACUGACCAUGAAAUUCGGCGCUGAGGACGACGACGACGUCGCUGCUGAUGAAGGCGGCGACAUCGGCGAGAAAUCGAAGACCAAGGGUGGAAAGAAGGGGCGCAACGACAAAGACCAAUCCCAGCAGGGCGCCGCGGCCCAGUUCCUAAGCUCCAUCGACAAUGUCACCAAAUCCCUCUCCGCUCCAAACACAAACUCCUACUUCAUCAUGUGUCUCAAGCCCAACGACCGCCGCAUCGCCAACCAAUUCGACAGUAAGUGUGUGCGAACCCAGCUGCAGACCUUUGGCAUAGCCGAGAUCAGCCAGCGUCUCCGCAACGCGGAUUUCAGCAUCUUCCUCCCCUUCGGCGAGUUCGUUGCUCUCGCGGAGUCGGAGCAGAUCCUCGUAGGCAGCGAGAAGGAGAAGGUCGAGAUGGUGGUUGAUGCAAGGAGAUGGCCGAGUAAUGAGGCGUUGGUGGGGAGCACGGGGAUCUUCCUUAGUGAGAGGUGUUGGCUCUCCAUCGCGAAUCUGAGAGAGAGUCUUGGUGGUCGGUACGUCAACAGCGAUGAUGGCGUUGAUGGCCUGUCCCCGGGUGAUCCACACGGCAGCUACAGCAAUUCGCGCGAAGGCCUGCCCUUGAUCUCUGGCCGUGGCGGGUCGCCCGCAGGCUACUUCGGCGCGUCGGAUACGCGCUCCGAGGCUGGGGUGUCUGUGUUCGGAAAGGGGGAUAUGUUCCGCGACAUGGAUACGCGGCAGCAGAUGGCGGAGCGCGGGAACGAGAAGACGAUGGUGGAGGUGGAGGAGGUGAAGACGAGCGGGAGCCGAAAGAGAUGGGUCUUCUUCGUGUACCUCCUCACGUGGUUCAUUCCGGAUUUCCUGAUCCGCUGGAUUGGAAGGAUGAAGCGCAAGGAUGUGAGGAUGGCGUGGAGAGAGAAGCUGGCGAUUAACUUUAUGAUUUGGUUCAGUUGUCUCUUCUUCGUCUUCUUCAUCGUCGUCUUUCCCAUGCUUAUUUGCCCGCGCCAACACGUCUACAGCCCGUCGGAAUUGACGUCGUAUAACGGCAAGUCUGGCAGUCCUGGCGCAUUCGUCGCGAUCAGGGGUAUGGUAUUCGACCUCAACUCCUUCGCCACGCGCCACAUCCCCAACCUAGUCGACUCUAAAGACGUCCUCGCCUACGCCGGUCUAGACGCCACCUCCCUCUUCCCCGUCCAAGUCUCCGCCCUGUGCGAAGGCAAAGACGGACCCAUCGACGGCUCCGUCCAGCUCGAUUUCACGCCUACGAAUAUCACGGGCUCGGCGAAUCAGAUCGGUGCCGCGGAUCCGAAUAGACAGUACCACGAUUUCCGCCUGUUCACGGACGAUCCGCGCCCGGACUGGCUGGCGCAGCAGGUUCGUAUGCUGCGCGCUGGGUACUUCAAGGGGAACCUCGGGUACACGUCCAAGUACGUCGCGACGCUCGGGCAGAAACAGCAGAUCGCCAUAUUGAACGGGCGCAUCUACGAUUUCACGAAGUAUCUCCAAGGCGGCCAGAAGCUGGAGCAGAUCGGGAGUAACCCCCUCCCCACCGACCAGGCGGCCGCGAAGCAGUUUAUGGAGCCGCUGGUUGUCAGCCUGUUCGAGCAGCGCGCCGGGGAGGACGUGUCGAAGCAGUGGGAGGCGCUUGCUUUGUCUACGGAGCUGAAGUCGCGGAUGUUGCUGUGUAUGAAUAAUCUGUUUUACGUCGGGGAUCUGGAUACGCGUAACUCGGUCAAGUGCCAGUUCGCGUCGUAUCUGAUCCUCGCUAUCACGAUCAUCCUGUGCAGUGUCAUCGUCUUCAAGUUCCUGGCUGCGCUGCAGUUUGGCACUAAGAAUGUGCCCGAGAACCUGGAUAAGUUCAUCAUCUGCCAGGUCCCGGCGUAUACGGAAGAUGAGGAGUCCCUCCGCCGUGCUAUCGAUUCCGUGGCGCGCAUGAAGUAUGAUGAUAAGAGGAAACUCCUCGUCAUUGUCUGCGAUGGUAUGAUUAUCGGCCAAGGAAACGACAAGCCCACCCCCCGCAUCGUCCUCGACAUCCUCGGCGUUGACGAGACCGUCGACCCUGAACCCCUCUCCUUCGAAUCCCUCGGCGAAGGCGCCAAGCAGCACAAUAUGGGCAAAUGCUACUCCGGUCUGUACGAAGUCCAGGGCCACAUCGUGCCUUUCCUCGUGCUCGUCAAGAUUGGUAAACCCUCUGAGGUGUCGAGACCGGGUAACAGAGGAAAGCGUGAUUCUCAGAUGCUGAUGAUGCGUUUCCUUAAUCGCGUGCAUUAUAAUGCUCCUAUGAACCCGCUGGAGUUGGAGAUGUACCACCAGAUCCGCAAUAUCAUCGGUGUUAACCCGACUUUCUACGAGUUCAUGCUCCAGAUUGAUGCUGAUACCGUCGUUGCCCCCGACUCGGGGAGUCGCAUGGUCUCCGCCUUCUUGGAUGAUACGCGCCUCAUCGGUGUCUGCGGCGAGACGGCCAUCGCCAACGCCAAAGCGACAUUCAUCACUAUGAUCCAGGUCUACGAAUACUACAUCUCCCACAACCUCUCCAAAGCCUUCGAGUCCCUCUUUGGCAGCGUCACUUGUUUGCCUGGUUGUUUCACCAUGUACCGCAUCCGCGCCGCCGACUCCGGGAAGCCGCUCUUCGUGUCUAGAGAGGUUAUUGAAGCGUACGCUAAUAUCCGCGUCGACACUUUGCAUAUGAAGAACCUCCUCCAUCUGGGAGAAGACAGAUACCUCACCACCCUCCUCCUGAAAUAUCAUUCUAAGUAUAAGACCAAAUACAUCUUCGACGCGCACGCCUGGACCGUCGCCCCCGAUGACUGGAAGAUCUUCCUAUCCCAACGUCGUCGCUGGAUCAACUCCACAGUCCACAACCUCCUCGAACUGGCGCCCAUGAACGAACUCUGCGGAUUCUGCUGCUUCAGCAUGCGCUUCGUCGUGUUCAUCGAUCUCCUCUCCACUGUCGUGCAACCCGUCACUCUGGCGUACAUCGCGUAUCUAAUCUACAUGGUCGUCUCCAACCCCGACGUCAUCCCCAUCACCGCCUUCAUUCUGUUAGGAGCCAUCUACGGUCUGCAAGCAAUCAUCUUCAUCCUCCGCCGCAAAUGGGAGAUGAUCGGCUGGAUGAUCCUCUACAUCGUCGCAAUCCCCGUUUUCUCCUUCGCCCUCCCGCUCUACUCAUUCUGGCACAUGGACGAUUUCUCAUGGGGUAACACCCGUGUCGUUACUGGUGAGAAGGGGAGGAAAGUCGUCAUCACUGAUGAGGGCGUUUUUGAUCCCUCCGCUAUCCCGAAGAAGAGGUGGGAGGAGUAUCAGGCUGAGCUUUGGGAUGCGCAGACUGUCCGCGAUGAUAGAUCCGAGGUCUCGGGGUACAGUUACGCUACUAAAUCUUUCCACCCCUACGGUGCCCCAGCCUCGGAAUUCGGCGCCAUGCCACCAAGUCGUCCUAUGUCCGCCGCCGGUGGCGCCGCAGGUCAAUUCGGCAGCGCGAACCCCUACCGCGGAUCUAUGGCGGGGAUGGGCGACGGACGCAUGUCCACCUACGGGGGUGGGGGGGAGGUGGAAAUGGCUGACCUGGCGGGGUUGCCGAGCGAUGACGCGCUGUUGGCGGAGAUUAGGGAUGUGCUUGCUACGAGCGACUUGAUGAGUGUUAGUAAGAAGAGUGUUAAGGCGGAGUUGGAGCGGAGGUUUGGGGUUGGGUUGGAGGCGAGGAGGGCGUAUAUUAAUAGUGCUACUGAGGCGCUGUUGUCGAGUCAACUUUGAGAACCUCGCACGCCGAUUCGGGUGUGUUUGUGGUAGAGAGGAGGAAAGAAGGGGAUGCAAGCAAUAACGCGACGAAAACGACCUUCUUCAAACCCCCCUCUAACCCCUUUGUGGAAUAAACUACGUACGCUAUCUUGUUGUAAUCUCUCUUCGCGUUUGCUUUUUGUUGUUAAUUUGCUAUUUUGAUUUUUUGGGGGACAAAGGGAGGGGAAAUGGAUUUUGCGUGCAUUCUUUUUUGGAAAAGGGGAGGUGGGAGCUGGUGAUUUUUUGUGAAUUUUUUUUAAUACUGUCGCGCGGAGGUGGAGAAGGAAGGGG
Molecule: messenger RNA, 6277 nt
Organism: Pseudogymnoascus verrucosus
Lineage: Eukaryota; Fungi; Ascomycota; Leotiomycetes; Thelebolales; Thelebolaceae
Exons: 3
Coding region: 374-5962 (1862 amino acids)
Cellular component (GO): cell septum; myosin complex; cell periphery
Molecular function (GO): ATP binding; cytoskeletal motor activity; chitin synthase activity
Source: RefSeq, a predicted model, not a curated record